This is a messenger RNA of Lasiosphaeria miniovina, 1804 nucleotides long. RefSeq lists its product as uncharacterized. The record is from RefSeq and is a predicted model, not a curated record. NCBI's taxonomy places the organism in Eukaryota, Fungi, Ascomycota, Sordariomycetes, Sordariales, Lasiosphaeriaceae. Gene Ontology annotation, molecular function: metalloendopeptidase activity. Gene Ontology annotation, biological process: proteolysis. The transcript has 4 exons. Bases 203 to 1549 code for a protein of 448 amino acids.
CCCUCUCCAGCACGCGGAGAAUAAAGCAACUAGUCACAGAUGCCCAGACAGCUAGCAGCUUGGCAUAUUGCACGAGUGGUAGAGCCCAGGGGCUAGGGCAUAAAUAUGUGUGCGCGUUGCCGCUGCCAGAUUUGAGAAAAGCAUUACGUGACACUUCUCAUAUCUGCGCUCCGGAAACGUCGCUCCCACUCACUCUCUCACCAUGGCUUCCCACGGCUACAUGUGCUCCAUUAUCCCGCCCUAUCUCCUGGAGAGCCUGUGCAACUGUGAAGAUGACGAGGUCCGCGAGAGUGCCCAUUCAACCUUUGCUCUACAGGAGACUCUUCACAAGCAUCGCCACGACCUGUUCGCCGCCAAAUGUGCCUCGCUAGGCCACCAGCACGGCGGCCAUGGCCACCACGGCCAUGGCUCAGCUCCCCAGGGCAUCGUCCCAGGUGCUCUGCUCGAGGCAGUGUCCACAUCGGACCAAGUCGACGACGACACCAAGGAAGCCGCUCAGAAGAGCCUCCAGCUGUCCCAAGAGGUCCGCGACGACCGUGCUGCCGUGGCCGUGGCCGUGGCGACUUCAGACGCCGCCGUCACCGUAUCUAGCCUCGCUGCCGAGGCCGGCCCUGAAGGCACCGAGACGGGCUUCUGGCGCGGCGUCUACGACAUGAAGAACAAGGGCGACGCGAACAAGCCGUGGACGUUCAGCCUGCUCCCCGGCCAUGCCGUCCGUCUCGAGGGGCAGGCCCCGAGCAAGGACAAGGCCGUCAACGAAGCCUACGACAACGCGCUCAACGUUCUCCAGUUCUACAAGAAGCACUUCAACUACGACUCGCUCGACAACAACCACAUGCCCGUCAAGAGCUCGGUGCACUUUGGCCAGUCGCUGGGCAACGCCUUCUGGCUCAGCUCUAGCGAGCAGAUGGUUUAUGGCGACGGCAACACCUUCAUCCACAACUUCACCGGCUGCAUCGACGUCAUCGGCCACGAGAUGACGCACGCCGUCACGCAGUACAACAGCGCGCUCGAAUACAAGGACGAGUCUGGCGCGCUGAACGAACACCUGUCGGACGUGUUCGGCAUUAUGGUGAAGCAGAUGGUCGAGGACGAGACGGCCGAGAACGCCGACUGGCUGAUCGGCGAAGGCUGCCUGCUGCCGGGCGUCAAGGGCGUGUCGCUGCGCAACAUGAAGAACCCGGGCACCGCGUACAACGACCCUCGCUUUGGCGCCGACCUGCAGCCGGCCAGCGUGGCCGAGGUGCCGGCCGUCAUGGCCAAGUACGGGGACUUUAUCCGCAACCGCGACUACGGCGGCGUGCACAUCUUCUCGGGCAUCCCGAACCGCGCCUUCGUGCUGGCCGCCACCGCGUUCGGCGGCUACUCGUGGGAGCGCGCGGGCCAGGUCUGGUGGAAGGUGGUCACGGAGCGGCGCAUCGGCAAGAACUGCACCUUUGUGCAGUUCGCCGACGCCACCGUCGACGCCGCCGCCGAGCUCUAUGAUGCUGAUGCUGCCAAGGUGGUGCGCGACGCCUGGACCCAGGUCGGCGUUGUGCGCACUGUUUGAGCGUCUGGCGGUUGCCGUGGUUUGCUUGUUUGGCGUCUCCUUUCGAUGCUUGUGUUGCCCUCGAAUACCCUCGAAUGGUGGAUGGAAAUAUCCUUUACGGAAGUAUUCAGCCCUAAAAUGAAUUCUGAACAGAAAAAACACCAAUUUCAUUGCUCCCUUAUAGCAGUUCUCAAUAGCAGUUCUCCAGAUUUGUGCUUGACUGCUUGUGUUAAAUACCGGUUUGCUCCACCCAAGCCCCCUUUGGCCAAACGACAA